This is a messenger RNA of Penicillium manginii, 1785 nucleotides long. RefSeq lists its product as uncharacterized. Bases 1 to 1785 code for a protein of 594 amino acids. The transcript has a single exon. Gene Ontology annotation, biological process: double-strand break repair via homologous recombination. Gene Ontology annotation, cellular component: chromosome; cytoplasm. Gene Ontology annotation, molecular function: four-way junction helicase activity; 3'-5' DNA helicase activity; nucleic acid binding. Lineage: Eukaryota; Fungi; Ascomycota; Eurotiomycetes; Eurotiales; Aspergillaceae. The record is from RefSeq and is a predicted model, not a curated record.
AUGGGCCAUUUCCGCGGAUUUGUGCAUGGGUUGGUUGGCCGGUUACGGCAGCAGUUGGUCCACGAGUUGAUGUUUUGCACCGAUCACCCGCCCCCAGCCAUCCCGUGGGAUCAUUUGUACGAUGAUGCCACGCAGAGUGCCACCGGAUGGAGUUUUUUACAGGAUUUACGUACAUCGUGGCCGGUCCAGGGUCCGACGUGGUUCAUGGAGCGUAUCCGCCACGAGCCCCGAUUACAGCGUCAGUUUGUACAGUCCCACGGGGCCGGGUUCCGGAUGCCCGCCAUCGAUCGGUUUUUUCGAGUGGUGAGCCAGUUCCGUGAGCGGUUAAGCGUGGCCGUCCAUGUUUGUGCCGGUCAACCCAGCCGGGGUCCCGAGUUAAUGAGCAUCCGGCAUCGUAACAGUGAGCGAGAGCGCCGCAAUAUAUUCAUUGAGGAUGGCAUGGUCACAUUUGUCAGUCGAUACCAUAAGGGGUUCCAUGUGGCCAAUGAUACCAAGGUGAUUUUCCGAUAUUUACCCCGGGAGAUUGGUGAGUUGGUCAUAUGGUAUUUAUGGUUAGUAUUGCCAUUUGUGGAGCAGAUGCAGUCAUAUCAGCGGCAUAUACGGGGCGAAGCCGCCACCAUCGGUCGACGGGCCGAGUAUGUAUGGUCCCCGGAUCCCGAUCGGCAGACCGAGUGGAGUAGCGUCCGGUUACGGGAGGUAUUGAAGCGCGAGACCGCGAUUGGAUUGGAUGGGCAGAAGUUGGGAUUACAGGCAUACCGUGACAUCGCCAUCGCCAUCAGCCGGCGGUAUUUACGCCCCAGCAGUCAGUUCCAGGCCAACACCGAGGAGGAGGCCCCCGACAUUGACGACGAGACAUCCAUGGAUGAUGAUGGGAUCCGAGCAUUCAUUGCGGAUAUCCAGGCCGCGCAUUCCGCCAGCAUUGCCGGGACGCAAUAUGGCCGGAUGAUGAUGGAGAAUCCCAACACCACGGCCCGGCACCGCGAGUUAUUCCGCCAGGUGAGCCAGGAUUGGCAUUAUUUUUUAGGAUUCGAGUCCACCCGUAUCGAACAUGACCGCCGGGCCCCCGGCACCAAGCGUAAGCCCAACCCAUGGGAAGUCGAAACGGCCGAGGCCCGUACGCAGCGUCGAUAUGAUUUACACCAGACCAACAUAGACGAGGCAUUCCAGCACAUGAUGGGGAGCAACACCGUAGCAUUGCGGGGGCAACAGGGUCCCGUAUUACAAGCCAUCAAGCAUGGGGUAAGCCCCAUUGUGGCGGUCAUGCCCACCGGGGGAGGUAAGAGUGUGUUGUUUAUGUUGCCCGCGUGGGUGAGUGGCCGUGCCGGGUUAACCAUCGUGGUUGUUCCAUUGAUUGCAUUACGCGGUGACAUGGAAGCACGAUGCCAGCGAUUGGGGAUUUCAUGUGCGGUAUGGGACCCCCAACGGCCACCCGAUGGGGUAUCCAUCGUAUUGAUCACGCCCGAGAGCACCGACAGCGAUGCAUUUGCCGAUUUUGUGACCCGGCAGCGGAUGUUACAGCGAUUAGAUCGGAUUGUGGUGGACGAGUGCCAUAUGGUAUUAAGUCAACAGGAGCGAUUCCGGCCAUUAUUCCAGCAGUUGGGCAAGUUACGAACCGCAGCCACCCAGAUCGUGAUGUUGACCGCGACAUUGCCCCCCCCGCAGCGAGGAAUUAUUAUUCCAUCGGAUGCAUUGGGUCCGGGAUCAAGUGGUAUUAUAUCGGGGCCACACCAGCCGGCCCAAUAUCGCAUAUCGUGUCCAUACGAUCCCCGUAGACGAUGGAUAUGA